AGUAUAUCCGCUCAUUUCGAUCAUGGCCUUCUCCAUCCUUUCCCGUCAAUCGGAAGCGGCGUUUAGAUUGGCUUCUCUCUCAUUUCGAUCGAGUUCCUUACAAGGCGCACUCGCCGGCAAGAGUAAGUUGAGUUCAGAGCUUUCUUUUACUACCUCUGUGUUAAGACAAUUCUCGAACAAAAUGAGUCUACCAAAAGUAUAUUUCGAUAUGACCGCUGAUAGCCAACCUGUUGGAAGGAUCGUUAUGGAGCUCAGAAGCGACGUUGUUCCAAAAACAGCUGAGAACUUCAGAGCUCUCUGUACAGGAGAAAAAGGUUUCGGUUAUAGAGGAUCCACCUUCCAUAGAGUAAUCCCCAACUUCAUGUGCCAAGGAGGCGAUUUCACCAACCACAAUGGUACUGGAGGUAAAUCUAUCUAUGGAAACAAAUUCCCUGAUGAGAACUUCACCCUCAAACACACUGGUGCUGGAGUCAUGUCCAUGGCUAACGCUGGACCCGACACCAACGGAUCACAGUUCUUUAUCACCACCGUGAAAACCUCAUGGUUGGACAACAGACACGUUGUCUUUGGUUCAGUAGUAGAAGGCAUGGAUGUAGUUAAGAAACUUGAAGCUAUGGGAUCCCAGUCAGGAAAAACGACAAAGAAAAUUGUUGUCGCAGAAUGCGGUCAAUUAUCAUAAGUUACCUAUUUGAUUGUGUUUGGGGCAAAGUUUCAUUUCCCUAACUCGAAAACAUUUGUCAAUGUUGGAAAAUAUACUUGCGUCAUUAGUUUCACAACUUCCAAUCCCAAGUAAUCUUCAAUACUUGCCCUUAUCAAUCGAAAUGUAACUUUCUCUCAAAUUUUUUUAAUUUGAAUUAGAGAUAAAAAAAUUUUAUUACAUCUAUGCUAAGAAUCAUUCCAUCUAGUUAACUUGGUGUUAAUAAUUGAAAGUUUCCUCUUAGAGGUUUGUAUUGGGUUUUGUUUUGGCAAUAAGAAUCCUCCAUUUAAAAUACUUAGCAUGUAAUCUCUGCAUUUAUAAUGAGUCAACUUUGCAGUUAUAUUAAAAAUAAUCCCCAAUAAACUUAUUCUAAUUUAA
This is a messenger RNA of Harmonia axyridis, 1075 nucleotides long. Its product is annotated as peptidyl-prolyl cis-trans isomerase. Lineage: Eukaryota; Metazoa; Arthropoda; Insecta; Coleoptera; Coccinellidae. Gene Ontology annotation, cellular component: intracellular membrane-bounded organelle. The coding region runs from base 23 to 679 and encodes 218 amino acids. The transcript is spliced from 2 exons. Gene Ontology annotation, molecular function: peptidyl-prolyl cis-trans isomerase activity. Gene Ontology annotation, biological process: protein peptidyl-prolyl isomerization; protein folding. The record is from RefSeq and is a predicted model, not a curated record.